UCACGAAGGUUGUUUUUGUUGCUCCGUUGUUUUGUGUGCUAAGAUUUAGCUAAGCCAAUUUGCAGGUGUCACUGAUUAAAUCUCUAUAAGUUUCCAAAUAACACCAAGUUCAACGGAUCGUGUUCGGAAUCGUUUCUUCCCAGAAAACAUUCUGCAUUUCUGGUAUAGUGGGAUCAUAGUAUUAUUGUGCAAGAGAAAAGGAAUUUCACUCUGUCAAACAGUAAACAGAAACAAUUGUGUUAAGUCUACAAGCUAUCCCAAACACGAUAGAUACGAAAUGAGUUCAAACGUUUUUGCUGUACCUCGGCGUAAGUGAUUUCAAUUUAUCAGUACAAUUUUAGCCGGUUUUGCAGCAGUAUGUAAAUUCAUACCAGUGGUAACUGAGUACGGUGCGCUAACGUUACGCGAAUCAUUUGCGAUCAGACGUCAGUGCAUGUGAGAUCGCAUUCGUGAAUGUUCUCCUAAUUAAACGUUGUUUACAAACGAUUAAGGAUUCAAAAAGUGCGAAUUUUAGCAAAUUUAUACUGGACGACACUUUCCAAAUUGUUGUUGAUCAGUUAAGAAGCGAUAGCUGAAGCAAAAAGGUAUAUGCGCACAUAGUUCUUGAGUAAUGACGUGAGGUAUGAUAAAAAUGAAAUUGAUUGUGCAGUGAACGGUUGUUGAUCAAGAUAUUUAAGUGCUUCAGAGAAGAAAGUUGUGUAAUAAUGAAGAAAAUAUUUCUUGGUAUUUUGUUGUAUUGAGUGUAAGAUAAGUGCCCGUUCGAUAAUAUAUUUGUUCGAUUCGGCACGGGCAAAUACGUAAUUGAGUACACAUCGUCAUCACCACCAGCGACAAUCAGAAAGAAAGAUGUUUCAUACAUAGGAAGCGAGUGAACCAUGCGGUUCGUUGAUCAAGUGCGGAGACCAGCAGAUAGUGGUGCUAGAGAAUAUAGUUGACUAUAAAUAUAAUGGCAUUAUUUAAUAAACUUUUUUCGACCAACAAGAAGCGGAGCACUAAUUCAACUACACAAAAAUCUACCUCAGGACUAUUUCCAUUUACGGUCGACCAAGUGCGUGUUAUUCUUUUUCGUGAGUGCGACAUCAGAGGACGGAAGCUUUUGUUUGAUUCUAGCGCAGUGGAAAAAAUUCCAGACCUACCUCCAACAUCUCCAUCGCCAUCCAAUGACUCCACAAAUUACAAAUCGAUACCACAUAUCCAGAAAUGUGACCACUGCAAAGCAUUGUAUCAGCAUAGCACAAAUCUCAAAAGUGACAUCAAAUCGAUAGCAGAGAUGAUGUUCGGGUCGGCUCCCAUCGCAUUUCAGGGCAGCAGUUUGAAAGUGCAUUGGUUGAAGGCGUCGAGGACUGUGAUGUAUUCUCAUGUGUUUUCUGCUCCGGUACAAAAUAGCGCCAAUGGAGGUAGCAGCAAUCCCCAGUGGAAGCAUCAAUCAGACUUGUUGGGCACCGGAUACAACGGGUCGUCGUACUACAACCAUCAUCCGUCAGGCAGUGAUCUAAGUUCAAUGGAUACUAGUUCACUUCGCUCGUUCACCGUAACAUCCUCAACUUCAACACAACAUGACACCUCGUAUAACCAUCGCCAAAGACCGCCGUUACCGCUUGAGUUCGGCCAUGUGGAUCGACUGAUGGGUCCAAGACUUUCCUCCAAUAGUGGUGUAGAUUCGGGAUACGGUGGCACCGAUCCAUGGGGUUUAUCGACUAACAGCUCCCGACAUCCGUUGUCUUCACAUCGCAGCAGUUUAGCGUCUAUUUGUAGUGACUUUGAGUGCUUUCGAAGACUGAGUAUCGAUACUACUUUUGAUAUUCCUCCGGCUAUGUUUGGCACUAGUUUAGAAGACUGUAGUGAAUAUGGUAGUUUACAUAGACGUUUUUCGAAAAAUGUUUCGACAUCAUUUGAAAACAGAACGACUGUGGCAGAUCAUGUAGGUCAUGUUGACGAGUUGAAUCAAGUUGGAUCCACCAGUACUAGUAGUCAGGUUGCAGCGAGUGAUAGUUGCGUUGGCGGUAAACAUCGAAGAAAUAGUGAAACAAUGGAGUUAACGCGUCGGAAAGCGUUUAGUGGAGAAGUCCUUUCAACAACAACGAAUUAUCAUGGAAAACCACCGAGCAAAAAGGCACGUUUGGGUGUUGCGUUGUGUAUCCAAAUCAAUGGCAUCGCAAUGCAAGAGAUGGAAACGUUUUGCUCGGAACAUAUUACCAUAUUCGAAUCGAUGCUGUGUCGACUCAGAGUAUCUGCGGAGAAAGCUUGCCAUAAGUGGCCCCAAUUUCUACAGAUUAUGCUCGCUGCGUGGCACUUUACACAGCAAUGGUUGAUGGAUUUCUUCACAACACCUCGCCUGGUACAUCCAGUUUGGAUAACUUUGAGUAGUAGCCCUGGUGCUACAGGAGCUCAGAACAGUACACACUCUAAUCGUACGACUCUUGCCAUUGCGAACAACUUCAUGAACGAUCUUUGUUCGCUGUUGUCGUUGGCGGACACCAAGGACACUAACUUAUUCAUCAGCACACUUCUAACGGCAGUAUUGACUCAUCAUUUGGGUUGGGUCAGCACGAUUGCGCCAAUGACUGGUUCAACGGCAGAUGACAGACAUUCUGAUACGAUACAGCGGAAGAAAGCUGAACUGUCCAAAAUAACAGCAAAUAAACCAUACAAUGUAUUAUGGGCUCAAUUGGGUGAUUUAUAUGGAGCCGUUGGACAUCCCGUGAAACUGUCGAAAACAAUAAUUUGUGGCAGUUCUCAGCUGAGCAAUACAAUAGAGAAGAUUCUUAAUGUUUUAUCGUAUUUUAUAAGAUGUAGCGAAAUCAAGAGAACUGUUCACAUUGAAGUGUUCGAGGAGAAUUCGGUUAAUGAAGCUUUUGCUACGCAAAAAAAUGUAAAUUCUUGUGAACUACACAAAGUAGGGAAUACACGAACCGAAAUCAAGCCAACAAAAUUGAGAAGAACUGGAUCUGGUUUGAUACGGUCGGCAACUAGAACGAAAGAUUUGACCGCAUUGAAUAACGAUGCAGUGGCCCCAAUGGAUGGCGAACUGUCCGCGUUGCUGAAGAAGAAUGUAAUGAAUGACAUCCCCAAUGUGCUGGUUUAUCGUGAUUCACGUUUUGUGCAACAGGAGCUUAGAAUAGGUAACAAAUGUAUGGAUACGGAGCUCCGUAUGAACGCCAAGGAGAAACAAUUCUUGGAGAUGAUUUAUCACAUUAAGAAGGGCAGCGAUGGUUCCGCAAUAAGGAUGACUCUCACGCAGCCGGAUGAAACGGGUCAAGAAGCUAUAGAACUGGACGACAACGAUACAGACGAUGUUCAAUCAGUUAGGUUGUCCAAGCUUAUAACUGAAAACAAUAUUGGUGAAAGUGAAAGAAGGCAAAAGUUACUUUGGGGAUUGGAACGUGUUAAAGAAGGAAUUUCUCUCGAACAACUGAAAUAUAUUGAUGGACUGCGUGGUGAUUACAAGGUAUUGAUGGAAAAUAAACCGAAAGAAGAUGUAGUUUUUGUGCUUGGCGACGACGAACAGCUGGUCAAUAUCAAACAUACGGGUCAGACAGGUCACACUAAACAUCACAGCAAAGCAAACGAACUCGGAGCGGUCGGUGGUAAGAAGCCAUGUUCUCAUAGCAAACUUCGUAAACAUUCCGUCAUAUUCGACUUCGAUCGUUAUCCAAAAGUGUUUGAGAAUUAUUUGAAGAGUCAAAAUCUGGAUCUCACUGAAUAUGAUUUCCUGGAGAAAGGAAUGAAACUUGAGAUGGCUCUAAAAUUUAAUCCGGAAACAGAAUUUUCAUCAUUUCCUGAUCCUGCCGAGGAGGAGUGUGAUGUUUGUAAAAAUGCGUCUCUGUUCUCGUUGCAGACUCCUACCAACGCAUCUGAGCUGGAAUUUUCCAGUGAUCUCAACGAAGAAAGUGAUUUCAGCUCUUCACAUGCAUCUACAAGUAGAUCCAGCAUUGAAGAGGAACUCCGUAAUUACUCAGGAAAUCAUCCUCAUGAUAACAUUCCGAGAGCCUUAACGAAAGCCAUGGCAACUCUAGAAGAAAACGCUGAACUUAAAAUCAAACAUCCAGAUAGUAUUCUUAAGCUUGUGGAUAUUCCCUUGUCAAAAUUUGUGAACCCCGUAAAUUUGAAUGAUGAGAACAACAAUGACAAGACUGAUAAAGUAAGCAAAUUUCCAGACGCAGUUGGAUUCGUACCUUCGUUGUUCUCGCUUGUGUGCGAUCGCUAUAUGCCUGAUAUGAUCCUCCAGGGAACGACUGCUCCACCAGCCACCUGGGACAAACAGUUGAAUAAGGAACUGCUGUUCGCUUCUCGAUUUGCUCUGGUAGAACAAUAUCCAGUAGAGAAUCUUGCCGUUGUAGCUAAUUUGGAGACCCACGACGUUCGGGUAGUUUCGUCCCAUAUGUCCUCACUGCCUCCAUCAAAUCCGAAUGGGGACUUGGUAGGCAUGUCUCAACUCGUUUCCUCUAUGCUGGAAACAGUACAUGCUAUGUGGUCCUCCGGUUUAUCCUCCUUCCAGUGCAUGGCCUUCAUCGAGUCCAAAUUACGUGAGUUUUAUCUGCAGUCGGAAACUAUAGCUAGCUUCUUAUUGGCCACCGAUUUUUGUACGAUUGGUUCGAUAACAGCGGCUUUGGACAUCACUGCCAAUGACAUGCCGUUACUGUUAUCCGUUGCAUCGAUACAUUCUCCAGAGGUAACUAAGCGGUACGGGAUACAGUUCCGGUAACACUGAGUUGUGAGUCUAGUAUAGAUAGGUGAGCAGAUUUAUCUGUGAUAAUAAUUUAAGGACAAAUCAAUGGACGCAUUGAGGGGAUCUGAAUUAGCUGAACGAAUUGAUAAUAGCGUAUUCUUGUGUUGUGUGCAUACUGUGAAUUCUCCUGAUCAGACAGCUUUAAGUUACAAGAGGUAGCAAAUUUACCUCAAUCAUCUUAGAUAGUAUUUUGUAAACAGGUUCUUCGGUAGAAUUGAACUAAAUAGUAUUACUUGGUAUAUAAAAUAA
Messenger RNA from Toxorhynchites rutilus septentrionalis, 4978 nucleotides. RefSeq lists its product as uncharacterized. Gene Ontology annotation, cellular component: cytoplasm. Gene Ontology annotation, molecular function: ATPase inhibitor activity; protein-folding chaperone binding. The coding region runs from base 947 to 4705 and encodes 1252 amino acids. The record is from RefSeq and is a predicted model, not a curated record. Lineage: Eukaryota; Metazoa; Arthropoda; Insecta; Diptera; Culicidae. The transcript is spliced from 6 exons.